CGCACACAACACUAGCAACAGUGCAAAAACUUUUAGACUAAUUGUUACAGUAAUGUUUACGCCUCAUAAUACGAUAUAACAAUAUGGAAAGUUAUGUGAACGUGGAUAGUUUGCCAGAAAAGUAUCGAAAUGUGUUUCCAAAGUACCGCAGUUUCAAUCGGAUUCAAAGUGAAAUAUAUCCAAGUAUCUUCAACUCAGAUAACUCAAUUGUGGUUUCUGCACCAACUUCAUCGGGCAAGACAGUUAUUUUCGAGCUGGCAAUCAUCAAGUGUUUGAUGGAGAAUGACAACACCAGUGAUUCAAACUUUAAAACAUGUCAGAUAGUUAUGGUUGCACCGAUGAAGGCUAUAUGCAACGAGCGUUAUCGUGAUUGGACUGCACGUUUCGCAUAUCUCCACUUGCGAAUCUUACUCUUAACGGGAACAACCGACACAAGAUACGCAAUUGAUUUAAAUUCGUACAACAUUAUAAUAACAACGCCUGAAAAAUGGGAUUCCAUGAUGCGACAGUGGCAUCUUUAUAAAGAUGCUAUACAGAACAUAGACCUUUUUAUGAUUGACGAAGUACAACUAGUUGGCGAUAAAUCACGCGGACCAACAUUGGAAGCAAUCGUCAGUCGUAUGAAAACAGUCCGUUUAACAGCAAACACACUGCGUAUUAUUGCAGCGACUGCUACUGCUUCGAACGUGGAUGAUUUAGCACAAUGGUUGGGAUUAAACGGACGUGUUUGCGAACAUUUUUCAUUUGACGAAAAUACUCGUCCUGUGCCGCUAAAAAUGCUGAUUCAUGGUUAUCCAUCAAACAAAGCGUAUUUUAAAUUUGACAUUAACUUAAACUACAAACUUAUUAACUUAAUCAUGGAACAUUCGGAAGGAAAACCAACUCUUAUAUUUUGUUGUACAAGAAGCGGAGUUGAAAUGGCGGCGAAACAAUUGGCUAAAUGUAUUACAACAGGAACAUCAAUCGAAAUGAAACAAUAUUUAAUAGACAUUUCGACGAAGAUCUCGCAUCCACAAGCAAGUCAACUUAUUAAACAUGGAAUAGGCGUGCAUCAUGCGGGAAUUCUAGAAGAUGAACUUCAAAUAAUUGAAGAUGCUUUCCGCCAAGAACGUUUACCUGUUUUGAUAACAACCACAACGCUAGCUAUGGGCGUUAAUCUACCAGCGCAUUUAGUAAUAAUCAAAGGAACAAAAAUGUAUGCCAAUGGUGGGUUUCAGAGCUACACGGAUUGUCAAAUUCAACAAAUGAUCGGUAGAGCUGGCAGACCACAAUACGACACUUCCGCAGUUGCGAUUAUUAUGACAACAAACGAAGAUAAGCAAAAAUAUGAACAAAUGGUUCUAAGAAGAUCCCCGUUGGAAUCUGGUUUACAUCUUCAUCUAAUUGAACAUUUAAACUCAGAAAUAGCACUGCGCUCUUUAACAGACUUAGCAAUGUGUAUGCAGUGGUUGACUACAACAUUUUUAUACGUGCGAGCUGCGAAAAAUCCGCGUCAUUAUGGUAUUGCACUCGGUUUAAAUCAGCAACAAAUGGUUCGGAAACUAAUGCAACUGUAUCAAAUUGAUAUCAAUAAAUUAACCGCGGCAGGAAUGGCGUUGCUUGAUGAGAACGCUAGUUUAACGCCAACAUUCUUGGGAGAAUUAAUGGCAAAACAUUAUUUAAAAUUCGAAACAAUUAAAAAUUUAACACAAAUUCGCGGUAAUGAAUCAGUCGAAGAACUCUUGCAUAUCGUAGCACGUUCUAAAGAAUUUGAUGAUUUACCAUUACGUGUUAGUGAGAAAAGGGUAUUGAAUGCAUUAAAUGCAACAAAAGGCGAAGCCAUACGUUUUCCUAUGACAGGGAAAAUAAAAACUAAAGAAAUGAAAGUUAAUUGCUUAAUUCAAGCAGUAUUAGGUUGUCUACCAAUUGCCGAUCACGGUCUAGUAGUUGAGAGUGAAAAGAUUAUCAAAACUGCAGAUUCUGUCGCUAGAUGUAUGGCGGAGUAUCUGCUUAAAACAAAUGAUAAGUUUACUGCUGCAUAUUCAGCUCAUUUAUUGAGUAAAUGUAUGAAAGCUAAGUUAUGGGAGAAUUCAAUUUAUGUUGCUCGUCAAUUGCCAGGAGUAGGGACGCAAAGAGCUAGAAUUUUAGCUGGGCUAGGUAAAAAUAGUUUCACUACUUUAGCACAUGCAGGACCCAACGCUCUAAAUUUGGCUUUAAAAACAAAUAUAGGCGAGAAUUUAGUAAGAUUAUCGGAGAGAAUUCCUCAAUAUGAAAUGAAUAUUAGACUAAAAUCUAAUUCCCAAGACAAUGGGACAAAAAUGAUCCUAUUGGAAAUUGUUAUACGCCUUAUAAAUAGAAAUAAUUUAUUUGAAUCGGUUGUUGAUCCAAAUAAUCAGAUGGUAUUGCUAGUGGGUAAUUUGACUACCAAUCAGGUUUUGUUUCAAGACAAAUGUUCUCUGCAUUAUAUGCUUGACGUUCCUGUAUAUACCAGAGAAGUUGUUGUUGAUGUUAUACAAGGAUUUGAAAAAGUUGACAUAGCUGGCUACUUUUUCAGUACUUCAUGGGUGGGUUUUGAUGCAAAUUCAAAAAUUACUUUGCAUUUUCCUUCUUCUCCAAAGUCUCUUCAUGUUCAGCACAAAACUAAACCAAAAACAACAAUAAAAGAUUACUUCCGCGGUGAUGCAGAUAAAACUAAAAACAGUGGAUUAAUCACUGAUCUGAAUUCAACUCUAACAUCAUCUUCUACGGAUGCUUAUGAAUAUCCGUCAUCUACUAAAACUUCCGUUUCUUCUAAAGCGCAAUCGCCGGUUGUAGGUGCAAAUCGAAGGAAAAUGAAAAUAUGUGCAAUGGAUAUAUUUAAUUUACCUCAACAAAACUUUGAACAACAACGCAAGCCAUUGUCCCAGAUUGAGCACAAUUCAAUUGUUUUACCAACUGUAAAGACAAGACAAAAGAAGAAAUUUACCACGUUUGAUUUAAUCGAUAUUGUACCCCAGAAAACUCAGCAAUGUAUUGAUAAAGGUUAUAAACCAAAUUUGGCUCGCUUGACUAAUUCUGCUAAGAUUAAUAUUGAUAAAAUCAGUGGGUGUGAUCACAAUAAUAAUGAACCAGUCAUUGGAUUAAGUUCUGAUACAAGUUGUAUUGGAAAAUUUGCAGCAAUGAAGCCUCCCGAGCAAGUGGUUAACAAAUGGGCAGAAUAUUUUCAACCAGAGAAAUGUGCUUCAAAGAUAGACAUAAAUGCUACUAAGAUAAAACCAACAUUUCAAAAAUCAGUGAAGAAGAAGGACGUGGAUGCAGAUGUAAAAUCAAGUGCUGCACCAACUGAAAUAUUUUCCAUUUUUAACGAUCCUGUGUCCACAAAUGUUACUCAAAAGGAACAAAAAUGUAAUCCUUUAGGCAACAAAGUGAAUGUUACGUUUGAUACUUUUAAACCAUUGGAAACACCUAUGGAAACCCACACUGAACAAAGAGUUGGUCCAAUAUUUACACCAACCUCCAACAUUUUUGACAUGGUUGAUUUGAAUACAGAUUCAUAUCUACCUUCCAAGACAUUUGGCAACACCAUAUCUUAUUCUGCCCUAUCAACCGGGACCAAUAGAAAUUAUUUCAGUAUAUUCGAUGCAACUGCAAAUAAACCCACAAGCAAGCCUUCACAUCUUGAUCAUUAUCAAAACACGUCAAUUUUUGAAGAAACAAAAGUAUUAACUCCAGAAAAAGUUGAAGAAGCUGCACCAAAAUCAACUGCAAAUAAAUUACCAACGGUGCCAGAAUCAUUUAUUACGUUCUUCAAUAACAAGAAUGUUUUACAAGAAAAUAAUUGUAAAUCUACUGUACCGGGUAUUUCCGGUUUACCACAAGAUACCCAGUCAACAAAAUAUUCAUCUAAAUUUACCCCAGUAUCUAGAAUAAACAGUAGUCAUAAUCAUCAUGGAUACCAAAAAUCAUCAUUAAAGCUUUUUAACAAGAAUAAAGAGUUACCAUGCAGUAACCAUAAUAUUAUUUCGAGUUUUAGAAAAACUAAAAGCGGAAGAUGGUCCAGUUUUAAUAAAUCAUCAAGACCGCCCUCUCCAAGUGAAUAUUCUUAUCAAAAGAAACCCAAAAUGAGCCACAGAAAGUCUUCAAUGCCUCAUGCUUAUACAGUGGAGAGUAUUACUACAAGUAAUACAGUAUCCUUGGUUUGUGAUUCAAUCACAAAAACAAAGAAGUCUAUUGUAUGGGGUAGUCCUUUGGUUUCCGAGCGAGUACUUUCAGAAGAUAAUGAAAGUGAACUCAGCUUUCCAGAUAUUUGAUAAACUUAUCAAAUGUGUUUUAUUUAUUAAUAUAUCUGUCUAUUUAACUA
This is a messenger RNA of Dalotia coriaria, 4318 nucleotides long. RefSeq names its product probable ATP-dependent DNA helicase HFM1. The coding region runs from base 84 to 4268 and encodes 1394 amino acids. Gene Ontology annotation, molecular function: ATP binding; nucleic acid binding. The transcript has 9 exons. The record is from RefSeq and is a predicted model, not a curated record. Lineage: Eukaryota; Metazoa; Arthropoda; Insecta; Coleoptera; Staphylinidae.